Heterobasidion irregulare TC 32-1 is the source of this 930-nucleotide messenger RNA. RefSeq lists its product as uncharacterized. The transcript is spliced from 5 exons. The coding region runs from base 1 to 930 and encodes 309 amino acids. Lineage: Eukaryota; Fungi; Basidiomycota; Agaricomycetes; Russulales; Bondarzewiaceae. The record is from RefSeq and is a predicted model, not a curated record.
AUGCAAUCUGCCCUCCUCCCACGCGCCCCAGCAAUCGUUAAAACGUCAGAGUCAGGCAAUACUACUACCGUUUCUGUCUUCGACUCUAACUCUCUGCAGCCCAUAACGCAAACAAGCGCGUCAGACGGCAGUGGUGUCGGCUUCGCGUCCUCGGCCCCGUCUAUUCUCUGGUUCUGUUUCUGCCUGCUGUUUGGCCUCCCGCUCGCGUUGGCCGGAAUACGGGGGAGAAGGUUUACGACCGGCGCAGCUUUCGGCCUCGCUUUCGGCGUAUGCUCAUGGGCCGCGUUUAUCAACACCGUCUCGGCUCCAGGGAUCGCGGACCUUCCGCUCACGCUGAUCGUCUUCGCCUUCGUCUUCGUCGGCUCGGCGCUCGGCAUGUUCUCCCUGGUGCGCGUCGGCGGGAUGGUGACACUCGGCGUGGUGGGCGGUCUCGCGCUCGGUGUGCGGAUCGUCGUGGUGAAGGACGACCUGCUCGUCGCGUCGGUGUUCUUCGUGAACUGGCUCGUGGCGAGCGUUUUUGGGCUGCUCGGCGGUCUCUUGGUCGUGACGAAUCGGCGAACGGGGAUCCUCGUUUGCUCGGCAUCCGCUGGAACGUUCCUCGCCGGCCUCGGUGCGGAUCUUAUCGUCAAUCAGCAGGAUGGGCUCAGUCGCGGGUACCGCUUUCUGUUCGACCGCAACACGUCUCAUCUCACUGAUCUUCUCGUGCACGGCUAUCACCCACCGGUCUCGGCCCAAAUUAACAUCGCUGUUUCCAUAAGCUUGAUACCCCUCCUAGCAUACCUGCAACACCGCCUCUUUCCUAACGAAUUCUCGUCGACUCGCCCAGAGUCCGUCGUCCUCAACGACGCCAACCUCGCCGACUCUGAGAAACCCCGUAGCGACGCUCGCGCGCCCCUGUCGAGCGAGCCCGUCAGCAGGUUCAGCCUGUGA